ACCAUAAUGUCACUCGUCAUGUAAAAUUGAAGGAAGCUGUCUUCAUACCAUGAACCUUACUGCACCAGGAUUGUUCUUGCCGGUCUACCGUCCUUUGUGGAUAAAGUCAAGCAUAUGUUAAAAGUAUCAAAGUGUCUUCCAGUCUGUACUCCCAAAGGUAUAAUUAUAUUUUCAUUGCUAAAAGCUAUGUCCUGUUGGGACAUAUAUAGACUGAUCUAUCAUCAUUGCACAAAAGCUGUUUAGCCGUCUUUUAGUAUGUCUUUUUUUUUGAUGAGUGAUGUUUCUUUUAUUGUUGUUAUUAGCGUGGGAAGGGACUGAAGGGUCUUUUAGCAUGUCUUAUGUUGCUAUAUGCCAUGGAAUCCACAAUGCAUUUGAUAAUAUAGUUUAGAAGAGCUUGUAAGCAUAUCUUUGGCCCUACUUAAAUCUUCUGCCGAUUUAUUCCUCUGUUUCUCUUCAUUUGUCAUGUGGAAGAGGUCAAUUAAGCAAUCCACAUAGGUGACAACAGUUUUCUUGUCUCAACUUCAACGUCUGUUUUCCCAAAGGUCGACGGUAUCAAUUAGGCCUGAACUAUUGGAAUGAUUCCAAUCAUAAGAUUACAAGAAAAGCUGUUUACUUGUUUCAUAUUAGUAGUAUUUAUAGUAGGCCAAACUAUGACCAUAUCAUCUCCCAUCUCUUGCUCCUCCCUCUAGCCAUGGAUACUCUCCUAUACAUCUUUUUGUUCCUUGUCUCCAUCUUCAUUUUCCUCAUCAGCAAAAGAUCAUCAAAAAGAUGCCCUCCAGGCUCACGAGGACUACCCUUCAUGGGCCAAAGCCUAGGCCUUCUUCGAGCCAUGAAAAACAACACUACUGAGAAAUGGCUUGAAGAUAGGGUCAGAAAAUACGGACCAGUAUCAAAGCUAAGCCUCUUUGGGAAGCCAGCAGUUUUCAUAUAUGGACAGGCUGCAAACAAGUUGGUAUUUGCCGGUGAGGGAAGCACCACUGGCUACCACCAACCCAAAUCAAUGAUAAAGAUAAUGGGUGAGAGCAGUUUGUUAGGACUAAGUGGCCAAGAUCACAAGCGUGUUAGACAUGCGCUUAUGUCGAUCUUGAAGCCUGAAUCCCUGAGAGAGUAUGUGGGAAGGAUUGAUGAAGAAAUGAGAAAUCACCUUGAAAUGCACUGGGAAGGAAAGCAAGAGGUCACGGUGUUGCCACUGAUGAAGACUCUCACAUUCAAUAUUGUAUGCUCUAUUUUAAUUGGACUUGAGCGAGGAGUUCGAAGAGAUAAGUUUCUGGAUAGCUUUCAAGAAAUGAUACAAGGUGUAUGGUCAGUCCCAAUUAACUUGCCCUUCACAAGCUACAGUCGAGGCAUCAAGGCAAGUGCAAGCAUCCAAAACAUGGUCAAGGAUCUUAUCCAGGAGAAGAGGGAGGAGUUCAAUCAAAAUGGUGCAUCUCGGAGUCGAGACCUCACUGCUUGCUUGCUUAAUAUCCGUGAUGAAAACAAUGAACCAGUAUUAACUGAUAAGGAGAUUCUUCAUAAUCUUAUUCUUGUCAUGAUUGCUGGACAUGACACUUCAUCUAUUCUAAUCACUUUUAUUAUCAGGCUUUUGGCUAAUGAUCCUUCUGUUUAUGCUGGUGUUGUUCAAGAACAAGAAGAGAUAACCAAGACCAAGUCCAAAGGAGAACCACUAAAAUGGGAGGACCUUGCUAAGAUGAAGUACACAUGGCGAGUAGCAACAGAAACUUUGAGGAUGUUUCCCCCAGUCUUUGGUGGAUUUAGGAGCGCGCUCAAGGAAAUAGAGUACGAAGGGUACACUAUACCAAAAGGAUGGCAAAUUUUCUGGGUUUCAAGCAUGACCCACAUGGAUGAUAGACUUUUCCCAGAGCCUACAAAGUUUGAUCCAAACAGAUUUCGGGACCAAGCAUCAAUUCCACCCUACAGCUUCAUUGCAUUCGGAGCGGGACCUCGGUUAUGCCCAGGAAUUGAGUUUGCAAGGAUGGAAACACUAGUUGCAAUCCAUUAUAUUACCACAAGAUUUACAUGGAAGUUAUGUGCUGACAAUUUGUUCAGUAGGGUUCCAAUGCCACUACCAACUAAAGGGCUUCCAAUCCAAAUUGUACCAAGGAAUCUGCUGUGAUCUUCCAAUCUGUCAAAUAAUGCAAUAAGACUUUAUGCAUAUGUAAGCCUUGUUUGUCUAAGAACAGUGUUUAGUAACUUUAUGCUGAUUGGUAGCUAAUGUCAGAGUAUAUAUGUAUAUGGAUUAUUGGCAUAAAUAGAGUCUGGAUUCCAACCCAAAAGCAAACAAAAAAGGGUCACAGUUGAUUAUUUCAUCAAACUUCUAUUUUAUUGACCUAUCACCAUGGCAAGCUCCA
Messenger RNA from Tripterygium wilfordii, 2348 nucleotides. Its product is annotated as cytochrome P450 716B1-like. The record is from RefSeq and is a predicted model, not a curated record. The transcript is spliced from 4 exons. Gene Ontology annotation, molecular function: oxidoreductase activity, acting on paired donors, with incorporation or reduction of molecular oxygen; heme binding; monooxygenase activity. The coding region runs from base 692 to 2113 and encodes 473 amino acids. Gene Ontology annotation, biological process: sterol metabolic process. NCBI's taxonomy places the organism in Eukaryota, Viridiplantae, Streptophyta, Magnoliopsida, Celastrales, Celastraceae.